CAAUUAAAAUUGUAAUGUUUUGCAGUUUGUUGCAUAUUUUGAGGACCCAACGUAAGGCUCUGUGACCCUUAAUUCGGCAUAUUGGUUUAUGAUCGUCGGCUUUACGGAAUACGGCUGAGAUGAAAGGAUUUUUCGACCAUGAGGACUACUCCAUUGGCCUUCUGGAGCAAGGAUCAUCUAUUAGAGAAGUUAUUGACAACUGUAUCUGCGAACAAACCCUUGCUGAAAAGAAUGCAUUUUUUGUGGCUGAUCUUGGCAACUUGAUGAAAAAGCACAACCACUGGCAAAAAGUUAUGGCACAGAUAAAACCAUUUUAUACUGUUAAGUGCAAUAGUCAUCGACCUGUUCUUGAAAUUUUGGCAGCAUUUGGAACCAAUUUUGUUUGUGCCAGCAAGAAUGAAAUGGCUUUGGUGCUGAAUUUGGGAGUUGCUCCAGAAAAUGUCUUGUAUGCCAGUCCAUGCAAACAACUUUCCCAGAUAAAGUAUGCUUCAAAAAUGGGGAUCAGUUUAAUGACGUGUGACAAUGAAACUGAAUUGAAGAAAAUUGCGCGCAACCAUCCAAAUGCCAAGCUAUUGCUACAUAUUGCAACUGAAGAUGUCAGUGAAGUUGGAGAGAUGAGCAUGAAGUUUGGUGCCACACUGAAGAGUUGCAUGCAUCUUUUGGAAUGUUCGAAGGAGCUUGGAGUUCAGGUUGUUGGUGUGAAGUUUCAUACUUCAAGGUCUUGGAAGGAUCCCAUUGCUUAUGGAAAUGCUUUAUCUGAUGCUCGCUGUGUUUUUGAUAUGGCUGAGGCACAUGGAUUUAACAUGAGUAUCUUGGACAUAGGUGAUAUUUUUUCUGAAACUGAAUUUCAAUUGGAGAAGGUGUACAAUAUCAUCUCUCCUCUUCUGAAACGGUACUUUCCUGAAGAAUCUGGUCUUAAUGUGAUAGCUGAACCUGGCAGCUAUUUUGUCUCUUCUGCUUUCACACUGGCAGUGAAUGUUAUUGCUAAGAAAGUAGUUUCAAGGGAUCAACUUACCCAUGCACAAGGUAAUAUUUUCAUAUGGUGA
This is a messenger RNA of Protopterus annectens (West African lungfish), 1046 nucleotides long. Its product is annotated as antizyme inhibitor 1-like. The coding region runs from base 120 to 1046 and encodes 308 amino acids. Gene Ontology annotation, cellular component: cytoplasm. Gene Ontology annotation, molecular function: ornithine decarboxylase activity; ornithine decarboxylase activator activity. The transcript has 7 exons. NCBI's taxonomy places the organism in Eukaryota, Metazoa, Chordata, Ceratodontiformes, Protopteridae. Gene Ontology annotation, biological process: negative regulation of protein catabolic process; positive regulation of polyamine transmembrane transport. The record is from RefSeq and is a predicted model, not a curated record.